Molecule: messenger RNA, 3039 nt
Organism: Pelobates fuscus (common spadefoot toad)
Lineage: Eukaryota; Metazoa; Chordata; Amphibia; Anura; Pelobatidae
Product: E3 ubiquitin-protein ligase RNF14-like
Exons: 8
Coding region: 92-1492 (466 amino acids)
Biological process (GO): positive regulation of proteasomal ubiquitin-dependent protein catabolic process; ubiquitin-dependent protein catabolic process; protein polyubiquitination
Cellular component (GO): cytoplasm; ubiquitin ligase complex
Molecular function (GO): ubiquitin protein ligase activity; ubiquitin conjugating enzyme binding; zinc ion binding
Source: RefSeq, a predicted model, not a curated record
UCUGUUCUUUAGGCCUCUGUCUUCAAACCCAGAUAACAAAACAUACAGAGAAACUUCAUUUCUACCUUUUCCUGCAACUUAAAGCUAACCAAUGUCAAGAGAAGACCGGGAAGCACAGGAGGAUGAAUUGCUAGCUCUCGCUAAUAUUUUCCCCAAAGAUGAAUUUAGGAGAGCAGAAACUUCGAAGGGAGGGGAAAUCCAAGUGUGCCUCGAGUUACCAUCUAACUUUGAAAUAUCGAUAAAAAGUAACACCGCAGAAAAUAUUUUCAUUGAGAACUUUGAGGACACACUUUCUUACCUACCACCAGUUGUGCUGAAUUUUGAAUUUCCUUCAGAUUAUCCAUCAACCUCGCCUCCCAACUUCACACUUAGCUGCAAGUGGCUCACACCCAAGCAGCUUGUAAGACUUUGUCAGCACUUAGAUGAACUCUGGAAGGAGAAUGCAGGAUGUGUUGUUCUGUUUGCCUGGACACACUUUCUAAAGAAGGAGACUUUUAAGUACUUAAGUAUCCAAUCACCUUAUGAGAUUGAAGUGUGUCCCAAUGUGUCACAGAACUGUAAUAAAACUCCUGUGGAAACCGAUCUCUGCAGCAAUGCAGAAUCACAAGAGGAUGGGGUCUAUGACAAGAGGGCCGUACAGGAUGUGGUGUCUGUUUCUGCCCUGAUAAAUUGCAUCUUGGAGUUCAAUGAGUCUCAGCAAAAGAAAUGCUUUGAUAGCAAAUUGUACAUGUGCAAUAUCUGUUUCUCAGAAAAGCUGGGCAGCGAGUGCACAAAUUUUAAACUCUGCAAUCAUAUCUACUGCAACGUUUGCCUCAAGGAUUACUUCGAAAUUCAAAUCAAAGAUGGCCAAGUCCACUCUCUUAACUGUCCAGAACCAGAGUGCUCCUCCACAGCAACACCUGCUCAGGUUAAGGAACUGGUAGAAGAAGAGCUGUUCAGCCGUUAUGAUCGUCUCCUCCUGCAGUCCAGCUUGGAUCUCAUGCCAGAUGUUGUGUACUGUCCUCGUACAUGUUGUCGGACACCAGUCAUGCAGGAGCUGGACGACACUAUGGGUAUUUGCUCCUGUUGCCAUUAUGCCUUCUGCACUGUCUGUAAAUUGGCCUACCAUGGAAUUUCACCAUGUAGACUAACAACAGAAAAACUACUUGAGGUGUGUGAACAAUAUCGGAAAGCAGAUGAUGCCACAAAGAAUUUUCUAGAAAAGCACUAUGGGAAGAAAUUGUUGCGGAAAACAGUGGCUGAGUUGGAGAGCAAGGAUUGGGUGGUUAAAAAUUCUAGGCCUUGUCCUCAGUGUGCAUCUCCUAUACAGGAAAGUUAUACACCUGCUUUUAAAAUAGAGGGCUGCAAUAAGAUGGUAUGCAGUAAGUGUAACCAAGCGUUCUGCUGGCUCUGUAUGAGCAGAUUGAAUAUGGAUGACCCAUACAAGCAUUUCAAAGAUCGAACAUUACCCUGCUACAAUCGGCUUCAUGUUCGCGUAGUUAUGGACAAUUGAGAUGGGGAAAACUGAGCGCUACUCUUUACACUGCUUGUUUUCUUCUUGCACAAGGACUUAAUCCUCAGAAUACACAGUGGAUCACUGUGCAACCUCUUGGAUCGAAAAUUCAAAUGUUCUGACCUAUAAUAUGUUCUUAUGCAUCAGCUGUUAUUUUAUCUGAAAAUGACAAUUUCUUUUUGCAUGUUUUUUGUUAAUUUGAUAUAGUAAAAAUAUGAGUGUAUUAAGUUUUUUUUAAUUUUCAUUUAUCUGUUUAUUCACAAUUUUUUUUAUUUAUACAUUAACAAGAAAAUACAUUAACACACAAUAACAACAAUUGUAUUUAUUAAUUAAUAUAUCCUUAAUUGUACUUAUAAAUUAAUAUAUCUUAAUACAAUAUAUAUUCCAACAUUUAAGACAUAACCAUACGAUAAGGGCAUAAACAAAGUAUGUACUACAGUUUAGAGAGCUAGAAUCCUUCCACGGGGGCAUCGUUUCUUUAAAUACUUCCUUGUGUCAAUUAGGGUAUUUUACUUUUGUUUUAUAAUCUAUCCAAGGUUUCCAUAAAGCCUGUUGUGUGAUAUAUUUCCCCGGAGGUGAUCUCAAAUUCCAUUCCAUUUUGUAUUGAUAAUCAAAUUGAUUUAUUAACUCCACGAUGUUGAUUGAGUCGUUUUCCACUUUAGCGCUAUCUUAAGUGCAUAUAGUAUAUGAGUAAUUAGGUAUUUGGAUUUCUAUUCCAAUUAAGGAAAAUCAAGAUUGAAUAAAAAAAAGAUUGGAAGUAAUAGAUUUAAUAUCCAAAAAGUCAGAGAGAAUGUCUGCUCCUUAAUUUCCUUUAGGAUGUCAAAAGUAUACCAGAUAUAGAGCGUUACAUUUGUAAUUAAACAGGCUUCAUUUAGCUAUACCCGGGAAUGCAAUGCCACCUUUAUUAUAUUUAUGCUAAAGAAUCUCAUGUGAUAUUCUGGGAAAUAAAAUUUGAAAAAAGUUUUUGAAAUUGGAAAAUCGUAUCUUUACCUAGUCUAAAAGGUAGUGAGCGGAAUAAAUAUUGAAGCCUAGGAAUAGGAUAUGCGUUAACUAUAUUCAAGCAGCCCAACCGGGAUAUUUAAAUUUUACUCUAUAUAUUCAGUUGUUUUUGUAGUAAAGUAUAUAACGCAUCUUAAUUAUGCUGAAUCAUUUCUGUUAUUUUAAAAGAAAGUUUGAUACCCAAAUAAUCAAUAUAUUCUUGGUUCCAUUCAAAGUGGUAAUGUGUUUUAAGGGAAUGUAAUUUAUUACCAGGUACAUUAGAUGUUAAGAUUUUAGUUUUUCUAAAGUUCAUUUUAUAAUUAGAAUAUUUUUCCUAUAAUUCCACAGUUUUCAAAACUUCUCACACUGAGGUCAUGGGUUUUAUCAAGGUCAGAAGCAGUUCAUAUGCAAAUAAAGAUAUUUAAAAUUCUUGACCAGCUCAUUGUAUUCCUUGUAUUAAUUUAUUUUUUCUAAUCAUAAUAGCUAGCAGUUCAAUGGUAAGAAUGUAAAGUAAGGGUGACACAGGACACCCUUGUCUGGUACCAUUUUCUGAGUAUAAUUUCAUAACC